Molecule: messenger RNA, 438 nt
Organism: Ochotona curzoniae (black-lipped pika)
Lineage: Eukaryota; Metazoa; Chordata; Mammalia; Lagomorpha; Ochotonidae
Product: keratin-associated protein 12-1-like
Exons: 1
Coding region: 1-276 (91 amino acids)
Source: RefSeq, a predicted model, not a curated record
AUGUGCCACUCCAGCUGCUCCUCUGGCUGCCCGCCUGCCUGCUGCGUGCCAGUGACCUGCCGGCCCGCCACCGUGUGCGUGCCCGUGCGGUGCCAGGUGCCCUGCUGUGUGCCCGUGAGCUGCAGGCCUGUCGUGUGCGUGGCCCCCUCCUGCCAGGCCUCCACAUGCGUGCCCGUGAGCUGCAGGCCCGUCAUGUGUGUGGUCCCCUCCUGCCAGCCUUCUAGCUCCUCCCUGCUCUGUAGACCUGUCUCCUGCAGUACACCCGCCUGCUGCUGAACCUGAGCUCCAUGCCAGCUGCCCUGACAUAGUUCCCGGGGCCCCAGGCUCAGAAAUGAACUGCGGGGUGAGGGUGUAGCAGAAUGAUCCAGAAGCCAUUCUGACCCUGGGGGUCCUCACCAGGGUGUCCUGGCUCCUGGGGUUGUCACUUGCUCAUGUGAA